Molecule: messenger RNA, 2214 nt
Organism: Pyrus x bretschneideri (Chinese white pear)
Lineage: Eukaryota; Viridiplantae; Streptophyta; Magnoliopsida; Rosales; Rosaceae
Product: MLO-like protein 8
Exons: 15
Coding region: 322-2061 (579 amino acids)
Biological process (GO): defense response
Cellular component (GO): membrane
Source: RefSeq, a predicted model, not a curated record
CCUUUUCACCAAACCAAAACUGCUGCUUUUUGAAAAAAAAAAAGGAAUUAACUUGGAAACUGGGGUUAAGAAACCGUGUCCUGUCCUAAUCACCAAAUCAUCAACUCAGCAUUCUCCAUUGUUCUUAAAGCCUCAGUCUUCGAAUUUCUUUCUCCGCAGACCACUCGAAUUUCCAUCUCCGCAGAUCACGCAGAUUACCCAGGAAGGAAAUUCAGUAAAGUCAGCAUCUUUCCAAAAAUUAAGGUGGCCCAGAUUGUUCAAUUGCAGCACAGCCGCCUCUGUUCUCUCUCUCUCUCUCUCUGAAGCUCAAGAACCGAAAAGAUGGCGCCUCUCUCUCUGCUGGGUGUGAGCUUCUGCAUUGUUGCUGGGUUGCUGGGUACGGCCAUGGGAGCAGAAGAGACCACCUCGCACGCGAGGGAGCUCGACCGUACACCCACCUGGGCUGUUGCUGGUGUCUGUGCUGUUAUCAUCAUCAUCUCAUUUGCUUUGGAGAAGGUCCUUCACAAAGCUGGAACGUGGCUUACGGAUAGGCACAAGAAAGCGCUGUUUGAAGCUCUUGAGAAGGUUAAAGCUGAGUUGAUGAUUCUAGGUUUUAUUUCGCUGAUCCUGACUUUCGGGCAGAGUUACAUUGCCAAAAUUUGUAUUCCACUAAAGGUUGGAGACACAAUGCUGCCAUGUAGCGUGGCUGAUGAGGAGGAGGACUCAACAGCUAGUCGCCGGAGACUCUUAUGGUACGAACGCAGAUCUUUAGCUACUGCCUCUGGUUAUAAAUGCAAGACUGGAUACGAGCCACUUAUAUCAGUUAAUGGAUUGCACCAACUGCACAUCCUCAUAUUCUUCUUGGCGGUCUUUCACGUGAUAUACAGUCUUAUCACAAUGCUGCUCGGGAGGCUAAAGAUUCGAGGCUGGAAGCAUUGGGAGGCAGAGACUUCAACUCAUAACUAUGAGUUCUCCAACGAUCCUUCGAGAUUCAGACUUACUCAUGAGACAUCAUUUGUUAGAGCACACACCAGUUUCUGGACUAGGAUUCCAUUCUUCUUUUAUGUUGGAUGUUUCUUUCGACAAUUUUUUAAGUCAGUUAGUAAGUCUGACUACUUAACAGUGCGCAAUGGAUUCAUCACUGUUCAUUUAGGCGCAGGAAGUAAAUUUAACUUCCAAAAAUAUAUCAAGAGAUCAUUAGAGGAUGACUUCAAGGUUGUCGUUGGAGUUAGUCCUGUAUUGUGGGCAUCAUUUGUGAUCUUUUUGCUCCUUAAUGUCAAUGGAUGGCAGUUACUAUUUUGGGCAUCCUUGAUCCCUCUCAUGAUAAUCUUACUUGUUGGAACAAAACUUCAAGCCAUCCUGACAAAAAUGGCUCUUGAAAUUAGCGAAAGGCAUGCAGUGGUUCAAGGGAUUCCUCUAGUACAAGGCUCCGACAAAUACUUUUGGUUUGGUCGGCCUCAUUUGAUUCUUAAUCUUAUCCAUUUCGCACUGUUUCAGAACGCAUUCCAAAUUAUUUACUUUUUCUGGAUAUGGUAUUCAUUUGGGUUGAAUUCUUGCUUCCAUGCCAAUUUCAAGCUCGCAAUCGCUAAAGUAAUUCUCGGGGUUGGGGUUCUCUGUUUGUGCAGCUACAUUACACUUCCUCUAUAUGCCCUUGUAACUCAGAUGGGCUCACACAUGAAAAAAUCCAUCUUCGAUGAACAAACAUCCAAGGCCCUCAAAAAGUGGCACAUGGCGGUGAAAAAGAAGACGCACGGAAGCAAGUCUCCUGCUCGAACCCUGGGUGGUGGAAGCUCCACCAUUUCAACGAAGGACUCCUCAUCCUCGGGAGGACCAACACUGCAUCGCUUCAAAACUACUGGUCACUCAACUCGCUCAGCAGCCUUUGAGGACCAUGAGACAUCUGAUCUCGAAACUGAUCCCCUGUCACCUUCAUCAACAAACUUGAUUGUAAGAGUGGAUCCAUUUGAGCAACAGACCGAGAUAAAUGAACCCCACGAUGGGGAACAGACCACUAUUCCAAAUGAUUUCUCGUUCGACAAACCUGCCCCGGAUAAAGAACAUAACACCAGGGAGAAAUAUUAGUAGGAUUAUUUGAAAUGCAGCUACACGUAGUUGCAUAUCUUGUACAUUAAAGUUCUUGGUUAUACUUUACUAGAUAUGUUAGCCAACAAUUAUUCUUCUUUGUACUGGCCUGGUUUUGCUCAAUGAUUUUGUUAUACCGAUUUUCAAAACUCA